AAAUUGCUCAUCUUGUGCACGCCCAGCGGAUCUGACCAGAAAAUGAGCCCCUCUUCUACCAGCGAUUCCAAAGAAGAAUCUUAUCUUAACGACGACCUUUUGGGCGGAGGCGAUGUUCCCCCACCCCCACGACCUAAAGCUGUGGAUGUCGCAGAUUAUUCCCUACCAAAGGCAGCAGGUGUGAAAGAUCUUGGUGCUUUUAUUAGUGCCCAAACCAAUGGCCAAUCCAAGAGCCAAACCACUGCUCAGACUAGCGGCCAGAAGGGAUCGGUUCGUUUGGUCAUUGGCAUAGAUUACGGCACUACUUUCACAGGUCUUGCAUACGCUGUGUCGCGAUCCAACGUCGCUAAACUAGAAGAUAUUCAGACGAUUUCUAGUUGGGGUGCGAAUAUGACCAACCAUUUCAAGAUCCCAAGCGUAUUCUCAUACUCGCUAUCUGAAGAUGGGCAGCUCCAAUGGGGUGCGAACAUCAACCCUAACGCGGUGACAAUGGUGAAUACAAAGUUGGAACUCGAUGUGCAAGACAAUAAGAUUGAAGAGCUUGAACUUCUCCUACAAGUUUUAGAUGGUACUCGCAACUUGAAGUUUGAACAUGUGAGGAACUCUAAGGGAGACCCGGAUUACACGUGGAGGGAUCCAGAAGUUAUUAUUACGGACUACUUGACUGAAGUCUUCAAAGCUCUCCAGCGAACAUUUCAAGACUCCGGUUCCCAUGUUAUGGGCCACAUCCCGGUUGACAUUGUUAUCACAGUGCCGGUGGAUUGGUCGUAUCGAGCCAAAAACUCAACCCUUCAGGCAAUUCGGAAAUCAGGCUUUAAUGAGGAGAACUUUCCUAAGUUGAGUGACAUCAUUAUGAUCACAGAACCAGAGGCGGCUGCAAUAUUCACCGCACGCCACUUGAAGGAGGAAAAGCAGGAAGAAUUUCUGAAGGCAAGAACGAGAUUGCUUUGUGCUUUGCGACGCUGGAGGUGGAACAGUUGUACGUGCAUCAUUUUGACCGCUGAAAGUCAGUCCUCUGAUAGAAUGAAACAGGAUGCCGUGGCCUAUAGGGUCAAGCAAUUGGAACCAACACUUGAGCUCGAAAAGUUCUCAAAUGCUACAAGUGCAAAGGUUGGAUCGUCAUAUAUAGAUGCCAAUUUCAAGCGCUGGCUCCGGGAGACUAUUGGCAACGACAAAUAUGGAACUAUAGAUCCAAAUAUUGCUGGAGAGCAGGCCACAAACACCAUGGAAGGAGGUUUGGUGAGAAGACUUGUGAAAAGCUUUGAUCAGUACAAAAAGACAUUCUCAAACACCUCUCCGGAUGUCAGAUUCGAGUUGCCACAACCAGACCCCCUUCCAGAACCUACACCCAAGCCCAUUCAUAUUCCUGGAAGGGUAGAUAAUGGGCUUUUAACGAUAACCAACGAAGAGAUGAAGGGCCUCUUUGACCCGUGCGUCGACGGAGUCAUCGAUCUUAUCCUCGGUCAAAUACACCAGGUUUCGAAGCAGAAUCAUCGGGUAAAGAAUGUCUUCUUGGUCGGAGGCUUUGGCGAAUCGCCAUAUCUGCAGGAAGAAUUGAAGAUUUCUCUGGACAAGCGGUACAUAUUAAUGAGACGUCCAGAUCAGCGAAAAGCAUGGACAGCCGUAGUCCAAGGUGCCGUAAUGUACGGGAUCGAGAAAUCGAAUUACAAGAACGUUGUGACUAUGGCAACGUGCUCGACAAGCUAUGGAAUCAAGAUCAACCAGACGAUGCGCGUCUACAAGUACGACAAGACAGACGUGACUAGGAACCCAGUAACGAACCACGUCGUAGCGCAACACCAGAUGAUCUGGCUUAUCCGCAGAGGCGAUCUUCUUUUGUCCGAUGUUCAUAAGGAGACCGAGGAGAAGGUUGUCUAUCAUUUCACGACCGAAAGUGGGAGAAAGUUUCAACUUCCAAUUUACGAAUACCCUAAUGACGAUGAAAUGGAACCGAAGCGUUUUCAGGAUGCACAACAUGAGCUGGAAACGGUUGCUGUGCUCAACAUCGAUCUUUCAACGGUUCCCCUGAGCAAUUUCGACCAGGGAAAUAACCCUCAGACGGGAGUUCCUUACUUUUCAGCACCUUUGGUUUUGAAGAUGAAGCUCUUCGGCAGAAGGUUAGUUGUGCAAAUAUUGAUGGAUGAUGAAGUCUUCUGUGAGACAACAAUUGAAGAUCUUGAAAGCCAAACUUCGAAUGAGAGGGCUAAUAAUAACUAA
Molecule: messenger RNA, 2217 nt
Organism: Hyaloscypha bicolor E
Lineage: Eukaryota; Fungi; Ascomycota; Leotiomycetes; Helotiales; Hyaloscyphaceae
Exons: 9
Coding region: 43-2217 (724 amino acids)
Molecular function (GO): ATP-dependent protein folding chaperone; ATP binding
Source: RefSeq, a predicted model, not a curated record